AUGGCCGACACAAAUUUGACCGAACAACAGCGCACGACAAUCAGAAUGCUCGAUGACUACAUUCUGGACCCGGAUAUGCUUGUAAAGAAAUGUCCUCUCGAUCACGGCCGCCACUACACGAGCUUCCUGGACAUCGAGACACUGCUCAGCUUUCGGAGCGUUAGUAUGAGCGGUAUGAACUCUGUGAAUUCGAUGAUUGAGUACCAGAAGGUCGCAAACAAUGCCAGCAACAGCAUCCGCAUGGCUAUCAGUAUUCAGACGGCGCACAAAUUCACCAUCAAGGACCUCUUCGCAAAACUCUGCCAAAGAAUGUGUGAUGGCUCUGGUUGUGACAAGUUCGCGCCUUACUUGGACGUCUUCACCCUUACUCGACGAUGUCUUUCAGUUGGUGGUGGCUAUCUAUAUCCCAGAGGUCCCAUGUUGUUGGAAAGCUUCUUACCACCUCCAGAUGAGAACAUAGAUCCGACUCCUGAUCAGAAUGCGUUAUUGUCGCUCUCUAAGUUUGAAGCGAUCAAGGGAAGGCAUUCCAAGUACUGGAGCUCGAUUGAUACGUCUGACAUGGGCGAUUGCACAACGUACUACGAUUUUAGAGAAGUCGAGGCCUCUACUAGAUUUGGUAGCAUUUACGGUUUGGAUGACUUCUAUAGUUACCGGAUUGAUCUUGGCUGGAAGUUAUGCUCAGUCCGAGCUCCUUGGCUGAACAUCAAUGGAGUUGAAGUUGAACACGGUAUAUUCUGUGAGCUGUGCGAGGUACCUUGGAACAUGCACGAUGAAGAGACUCCAACAUCGAUCAGUGAAAGCAAAUUGGACUGGUCAGAUUUCGGAUUUGGUGGUGGUUACCUACCAGACCCUAUGUAUAUCCUUUUCAUGUCGACGGAAAAACUCAAAGAGCAUAUGGAAAAACAUCGUUCGGGUCAGUAG
This is a messenger RNA of Pyrenophora tritici-repentis Pt-1C-BFP, 921 nucleotides long. RefSeq lists its product as uncharacterized. The record is from RefSeq and is a predicted model, not a curated record. Lineage: Eukaryota; Fungi; Ascomycota; Dothideomycetes; Pleosporales; Pleosporaceae.